Messenger RNA from Stegostoma tigrinum, 715 nucleotides. Its product is annotated as ubiquitin-like FUBI-ribosomal protein eS30 fusion protein. The transcript has 5 exons. Bases 143 to 544 code for a protein of 133 amino acids. The record is from RefSeq and is a predicted model, not a curated record. Gene Ontology annotation, cellular component: ribosome; cytosolic small ribosomal subunit. Gene Ontology annotation, molecular function: protein binding; structural constituent of ribosome. NCBI's taxonomy places the organism in Eukaryota, Metazoa, Chordata, Chondrichthyes, Orectolobiformes, Stegostomatidae. Gene Ontology annotation, biological process: translation.
GCCUUUUGUACGUGCGCAUGCGCCGUUGAUCGCAGUUAUACUGCGCGUGUGCAGGUUGUCUCUCUUUUUCUGUUUUGGUAGAUGGUGGUUGCGUCGUUGCUGUUUUCACUGUGAAACUGGGCCCACCUUCUCUCGAAUCACCAUGCAGGUGUUUCUACGUGCUCAGAAGAUCCACACUCUAGAUGUGACGGGAGAAGAGACAGUUGGGCAAAUUAAGGCCCAUGUUGAAUCCCUGGAAGGAGUCACUGCUGUUGACCAAGUGAUCCUCUUGGCUGGCACUCCCUUAGAUGAUGAUGCUAUCGUAGGCCAAUGUGGCAUCAGUGAGCACUGCACUCUUGAAGUAGUUGCUCGAUUGUUGGGUGGCAAGGUCCAUGGAUCCCUUGCUCGAGCUGGAAAAGUAAAAGGUCAGACUCCCAAGGUUGCAAAACAAGAGAAGAGGAAAAAGAAGACUGGCCGUGCAAAGAGGCGCAUGCAGUACAAUCGCCGUUUUGUAAAUGUUGUGCCAUACUUUGGGAAGAGGAAGGGACCAAAUUCAAAUUCAUAAAAUGUUAUUUUUUCCAUCAGAAACUGACUUUAAUUUGAUUCAGUGUGUUGAUAUAUAUUCCUCUCUUCCUUUAAGGACUGGCCCACUCGAAUGGACCUAUUUCAGAUAUGAAGUAAUUGACUUGAUUUGGUAAUCAAAUUCUAGAGUGUGAUUAAUAAACACUUUCAAGCA